Molecule: messenger RNA, 3425 nt
Organism: Chara braunii
Lineage: Eukaryota; Viridiplantae; Streptophyta; Charophyceae; Charales; Characeae
Source: the annotation of a GenBank genome assembly
CGUGAUUGGCAGAGCAGGUGGUGGCAGAGAACAAGACUUGCACGGUCGAAGGAGCGGAAGGGCAAUGGGAAGAGGUGGGGGCUUGAAAUGGUGAAGGGGCGUGGGCUUCUUACUGACCUGCGAGUCGACAAACGCCUCCAGACGACACAAGAAGAGCACAGCGCGAACGGGACAACGCGCAAGGUCUACAGUCGCGUGACGUUUUCGUUAGCGCCCCCCGCUGUCGACGAUUGCUGGAAGAACGAGGGCCUGGAUGCGCAAGGGGCCUGCGAUAUGAUGCCGGCGACUUCGAGCAAUGGCGGACGCGACGGCUCCGACCCGUUGCAACCACCAUGCGGGCCACUCUUGUUCUUCACUGUUCGCGCCGACAGAAGGCGUCUCACAGGGUCCAUCGUCCAGUGGGUUGACGUUGGCGAAUACAAUUUCAAGUUUAUGUUGAAGAAGCAUUACAGAAGUGAUGGUUUCAUCGACGACAUCGCAAAAGGAUGCAAGGUUGCCAGGAGGAUGUUCGGCAAGUACGGCCGGCGUGCCAUGUCUUUGUCGUACUUUGUCCCGCUAGCGCCGGGGCACGACGAGGCCGUUCACGUGACAAACGUCCUCGAGGUCUGGGCGAGAUCUGGUACCUCUGUCAGUGUCGUGGACGUCGGACCUGGGACAUCGAUCACUGGUCCUGUUGGGUUUGCGGGAGGAGAGUGCUCUGAAAGGGGGAUGGGAGGUCAGGGUGGCCUGCCACCUACGCCUCCUGAUCAAGAGGUGGCCGAGGUUUCGUCUGGAGAUCGCGCGGGUGGUCCGCAGGUUCGAGAGGUUUUGUCUAUGCGGGACAUUCGCAAUAUCUGGAAAAUUAAGGGCAAACCGCGUGUGGUGCUCGGCAAUGCGUCGAAGAAAAAGGACGAGGUGCGAAAGUGGGUGCAGUUCAUGGCGUUGGCUAUGAAGACGACACCGUACACGCCUUUGUGGAACCUGUCAAUGGAAGAAAAGAAAAGAAAGGAAUGGGCUGAGAAACUUCGAUACUACCUUCCGCUGGCCAUGGCAGAUGACUCCGUCUUCACUUUGGGAGAGAAGUUCUACGAGGAGUGGUCAAAAGGGAAACUCCUUGCUUCCGACAGCCGGCGUUGGACUGAAAAGCCGCCCACCCAUGAGGAGGUGGCCAAGCCAGGACUCUCCACUGUGACUGACAGCCAGGGGCUGAAGAAACACGUCUGGUACGUGAAGGUGGACGACCCGUCGUUGAAAAAGGGCAAGGGGAAGCCAAAGAAAGGCGCAGAGGAGAAAACUUUCUACAUCCAAGUUCCUGAGCCGGAUGUCCACUGCUGGAAGGAAUUGGUGGACUUGACGGAUCGCGAGAAGAAAAGACUGUUGAACGGCGUCUUGAACCUUAACUUCGAGUACGAGGAAAUAGAUAAGCGGGAGUGGAAUGCCAACUCCACGUUCUUCAGGUCCAAGAAGCAACUGUUCGAAGAGUUCAAGGACAAAGGUCUCGACGACAAGCUUUGGAACGAGAGCAGAAAAUUUUUCACGGACUCCACGUACGUCAACAAGUGCCCUCAGUUUCUCGGGUGUCAACACGACAACAACAUCAAGAGAACGGCGGCCCUCAUCAAUGUCCAACAUUUCCCGGUGGAGUGGAAACGUGUCGUCCUUUCGGUGAUCACGGGAAAUCGCGCCAAAGGCAAAAAAAACCCUCGGGGCGUUGAUGAAUGCAUCAACAUUAUGUGGACGAGGACAAGCGCCUUGACGACACUGACCCAGUUUAACAUCGACCCAUUGAGUGCAAUAGAUCAUAAGGAGGCGCUGGGAAAACUAGGGCAUCAGCUACGCUCCCACACUUGCGUGCUCGACUUGUGCGGAACUGUGGACCGUGCGCAAUGGAACUCUGGGGCAUUCGCGUCUCUGAGUGAGUUGCUGGGCUUCGUUUGUCAGGACUACUGGACAUUGGUGGUAUUCGUUCCCUGCCUGUGGAACCUCUCCUUCAUGACAUCUUUGUCUGCGCUUGGGGCUACCCGAUGCUACACGGGGAAGUGGGUUCGGAAGACGGCAGCGAAGAAGACGCAUCAGUUCGGAAACAUCGUCUGGGAGGAGCCGGAUGUGAUCCACAUCCUUUUCAAAGGCGAGGAUCCUCGACUACUGACUCACCCGGUGUACGAGGGAGCUGUUGCUGAAGACGACGACGCCGCUCUCCGUAGAAAACAAAAAGUGACACCCACGGAUAUGGAGGAGAAGUCUUUCAAGUCCUUGAUUUUCGCGGACAUCGGAAACCUCACCCAGAGGGGGGCUUUGUACAAGGACGGCGAGCGGAAUCCGAAUCAGUUAUGCAAUCAGCUUCUUUUCUUCUGUGGUGUGGCAGAUGCCGUGCUGUUCUUGGGCAAGCCGCACACGCAGGUGGUGUGGAGUCUGCUUCAGCAGGGAAGGCACGUCUUGGCCGUGGAUGGGGACACAACGCAGCUCAAAUACACCGUGCAGUAUGUCACCCAUGAAGUGUCGUCCAAGGCUUACCCAUGCGAUUUCCACCAUGUCAUGGUCGAGCCCGUUUAUGACCCGAACAAGGACAUGUUCUUCAAGUUGACUCCGAAGAAAAGGCGUCAGGUCUACUCCUUCCUUUACGGCGAACAAGCAAGGUUGAGAUUUGACCCGCAGUACGUGGUGCGGAAGGAAGUCGCCAUUGCGGUCCUCCAGGGCUACCACGGAGCGAGUCGGGCCGGCGCUGUGAGCUUCAUUAAGAGGUUGGAAUAUGUGUUUUUUAACGAGAAUGUUGUCGAUCGGGCCCACUUCACUUUGGAUAACUACAAGCUGGCAUUCGGUGAGGAGGACGACUUCAAUAUCGAGAAUGAGCAGGAGGAGAGCAUUGAGGACGACCUCUUCGAUUUGGACGGGCAAUUGGCCAUCUUCAAUGCCAAAGUUUCUGAGUCGCCGUCAGUAUGCAAACCGGGGACACCUCUCGCUACAACCACCUCGGGCGRCCCUACGCCCGUGUCCUCCUCAGCGCCUGUCAAGAGGGGUGGGUUGUCCUGUCUGAGGAGUUCGCCGGGGGAGCCUAUUCGUCUCACACCGCAGCCCGAAUGUCUUCGACCUGGCCAUCCAGUUCCUCCGGACCAUCCGCAUCUCAAGGCUCCUGCUACUCCCUUCCACAUGGGCGACAAACACACCUUCUCCACAGCCGAAGAUUGGGGCCAUGAUAUCGUGUGGCACCCAAACCAUUUCCAGCCAGUCCUUCUCGACGGCAAAUGGGCAGUGGCUGUGAGGGACGUAAGUGGAGGGUGGAUAUAUGACGAUCGUUGGGAUCUCGAGACAUUCAAAUCUCGCGCCUACGAUGCGGUUUUGGAGAGGUUAAGUGAGAUCAAUUGACGAAGUAAGGACGACCCUGCUCUGCGCGAAUACGGGGACACACUGUUCGAUUUAUUGCAGUCAAAUAAAUGACUGGAAGUGUC